Styela clava is the source of this 3737-nucleotide messenger RNA. Its product is annotated as protein FAM50A-like. The record is from RefSeq and is a predicted model, not a curated record. NCBI's taxonomy places the organism in Eukaryota, Metazoa, Chordata, Ascidiacea, Stolidobranchia, Styelidae. Gene Ontology annotation, cellular component: nucleus. Gene Ontology annotation, biological process: chromatin organization.
UAAUAGUUGUUUAUCAUUUUACUGAAAAUUACACAAAAAAUAUUGAGUUAAUAAUACUAAUGAUAAUAAGACUAAAAUAGCAACUACGAGCAAUAAAAGAGUCUGUACAAUUUCCAAUUCUUAAAACUUGAUAGUUUUCGAAACCCUAAUUUUUUGACCAGUUCAAGAAGGCUUGUGAUCUCCUUUUAUAACCCUGGAAACAUAGUUAUGCGAAAUAUUUGCAAUAAUUCAGAUAUAAUAACUGCACAUACGUUAUCACAAUAUUGAAGAGGAAGUUUUUAUUGUACAUUAGAGACAAAUUUAUGAUUGCACAAUAUUAUUCGGUUUGAUUCGAGAAAAAUAUUCGGUUCGAUUUGAAUCAAAAAAAUAUUCGAUUUUGGACAGCCCUAAUCUUUACCCAUCUUAGUGACUUUUUAAAACAUCAACAAUCGGAUUAUAAUUUCAUGCUUAACUGGAAAUAAUUUUAAUUUUGACAAGAGUCACACUAAAAUCCUCAGCGGUCCCAGUUGUGGCCCACGGCGUACCUGUUGCACACCUCUGGUCUAAACGCACGUAUGUUGGCAUUACAUAUUGAAGACUCCGUUGGAAUUGCAUGACCAACAUUUGACCCAGGAAGAAAAAACAAAGGAGUUAUAAAACUUGGGUAUAAGGGGUAUAAGCCUGCUUGUCAUCUGACCUAAGAAGAAAAAAUGGAGUUUAAAACUGCAGUCUUUAUAUCCUUAAUAAAUUCGGUAGAAAAAAAUUAUCAUCUUUUUUCCAGCAAGCAUUUGUGCAUUAUGUUUGGAAGUUUCCCUGUAAUGUGUGUUUCUUAGUAUAUUCUAUUCAUCCCAGUAUGCUAUUAUUUUUUGCUCUCUUUCACCUCCAUACAAUUCAAACUGAUGAAAUGCUUUAUUUGGAACUGUCUAGAUUUCAAAACUUAGAAUAUAUAAAACUUUGAAUUGAACUGUAUACUCCAUCAGACAUAUAAAUUGAAAAUCUUGAUUGGAAAUGGGGUUGUCCAAUAUUUUACACUAUACAAGAUUCAAUACUUCUUACAUUUUUGACAGUUAAAAAAUGUUGAGUUUAUUUGAAUACACAAAGUAAGUGAUAUUCGAAAAUUAAAGAUGAAAUUGUAUAUGAAAUGUAUUCAAAUUGUAUAUGAAAUAUAUAAAAGUUCAAUCUUCCAAAUUUGAAAUACAGUUUUCAAAAUUUAUUAUUUAAUAAUUUUUUUUGCGUAAUCUCACAAAGUAAAUUAAUGUAAAAAGUAUGAAUUAAAAUUGAUUUCAGAUAAGAAUCCUUAAAUGACAUACUACUGUAUUUUCCAGGAACUUUUUUAAAACUGAUUUUUCAACUGUAUUGUAAUAUUUUAACUCAAGCCUCGUUUCAAUCAUUACUUACUACCAAAUAAUGUACCAAUAAUUCUAUAUAAAGGUCAGUUUAUACUUCUGCGUGAGUGUCUGCGACCUUGCUUUGAGUAAAUUUUCAUGGAAAAAAUAUUGGAGACAGACAUUCGAUCUAUGAGAAUGAUUUGUUUAUUUUUGUAAUAGUUACUUUUUAAUCAUCAAUAUAUUAUUUUUGUUACUUAUUCAUAUUUUGACACACAAAAUUUAUUUAACAACAUAGGCAAACUGACAGCUUGGCUGAGAGUUCUUUGUUUGUAUUGUUCAGAAAUGAUCUUUUGGGGAAUUACAAUACUUUUAGACUUGUUAGUAUGGUGUGAUACGAUUUUCGCUAUUUGUUUGGUUGAUUGUCAUGGCUCUCAAUUCCAGCAAUCAUUAAUAAAUAUGAGUUAUUAUCAUUUGAUAGCCUUAUUUUACAGAGAUUUGAUCUAGUAAAUUCAAUCUUUGUUAAUUUAUCCAACAAAAACAUGGCGCAAUACAAAGGAGCAGCAAGUGAAGGUACACGGGCAAUGCAUAUGCAGAAAAAAAGAGAUAAAGAAAAGGAAAAAUUAGAACUCAUGAGAGCAAAGAUUGUUAAUGAAAAUGCAAUCAAAUCAAACAUACAUAAUAAAUUUUCUGCCCAUUAUGAUGCAGUCGAAGCAGAACUCAAGUCCAGUACAAUUGGUCUUGUAACACUGACUGAAAUGAAAGCAAGACAAGAUCUUCUUGUAAAAGAAAGGGAAAAACAAAUUGCAACUUCAAAUGAAGAAGCAAGAUUAAAAAAGAAAGAAAAAGAGAAAAAACGGAAAGCGGAAAAACAGAUUCAAAAAUCGACUCUAUCGUUUGAUCCAGAAGAUGAGGAAGAGGAGGAGGAAGAAGAAAUAGCAAUUAAGAAAAAACCUAAGAAAAAUCCAGACGUUGAUACUAGUUUUCUACCUGAUCGAGACAGAGAGGCCGCUGAAAACAGAUUACGAGAAGAAUUAAGGCAGGAAUGGCAAGAAAAACAAGAAACAAUUAAAAAUGAAGAAAUUGAAAUCACGUAUAGUUACUGGGAUGGAUCUGGCCAUCGAAAGAAGACAAAGAUGAAAAAGGGGAACAGCAUUCAGCAAUUCCUUAUUAAAUGUCUUGAACAAUUAAGAAAAGAUUUUAGUGAACUUCGAUCGGCAGGUGUUGAACAUAUUAUGUACAUUAAAGAAGACUUGAUUAUUCCACAUCAUUAUACAUUUUAUGAUUUUAUUGUAACAAAAGCUCGAGGAAAGAGUGGAGCUUUGUUUUCAUUUGAUGUUCAUGAUGAUAUAAGAUUGAUAAGCGAUGCAACUGUUGAGAAAGAUGAGUCACAUGCUGGGAAGGUUGUUCUCCGACAAUGGUAUGAAAAGAAUAAACACAUAUUUCCUGCAAGUAGAUGGGAACCUUACGAUCCAGAGAAAAAAUGGGAUAAGUAUACGACAAAGGGUUCCAGUUCAUGAAGAAUGCAAUUUUGCAGUGUUGGAUUCAUGGCCAGCUUCCAAGUUUUUGGGAUGGAUAACACAACGCGGAAAGCUGUUUUAAUGCUACUUGCCAUUGAAUUUGAACUGGGCUUGGGGUGGGUUUUUUAUGCAUUGCAGUUGAUACUAAUAUGCCUGAUUACAUGUCCACUGGAACCGGUCUAGCAGACUCUAAAAGGAAACUAAUUCAGCAUAUUAAAGCAAGACUAAGUAGAGUUAGUCUCGUCUUGCAACUCAAGCUAAUAUCUUCAGUAAAAUCGAACAUUUACAGUAUUGGAGUUAUGGUGAAAUGCCAUUUAAAUGUUUUAAAGACUGGUGCGUUUUAACAGUUUCACUGUUAAAAAUUAUCAAUCAUUAAAUUUGUUAACUAGCAUUUCAUCGUAACUUCAAUACUGUUAAUAUUGUUUUUUCACACAUAACAUCAUUCAGAACUGUGUACUUCGUUACAAGCCGAAAUACCGAUACCAGUACGGUAGCUGUGCCUCAAACAACCACUAAACAGACAGUGUUAUUCAAGUUUCUUACAAACAUAUCGACUAUACUCAUUUCUUCACCAGUAUCCAUACUUGUAUGGUGGACGCGAGGUUCCUAUCAUUCAAAGAAUCAGUAUAUCCUGCCAGGGUCGGAUCAUGCCCUUUUACAGUUUUCAAGGCCAUGAGAUCUUAAGACCUUGGUGCCCUAUUAUAAGAAGUAAUAAUAAUAUACAGUGCAAUGAUGAAACCAGUUUUCAUGUUAUUUGAAAUUAAAUAUAGAGUUUCGAAAUUCAUUACUGACUGACGGCCCAAUUAUGAUUAAUUUGCAUGAUGUUUUUUGAAAAUGGUUUCCAUGCCUACAAACAUUUAUAGAAGUUUAUGAUGAUACUUACAAAAAAAAGGCUUCAUGUUUUGCAACAGUA